Messenger RNA from Cryptococcus wingfieldii CBS 7118, 1128 nucleotides. Its product is annotated as protein disulfide-isomerase domain. Gene Ontology annotation, biological process: response to endoplasmic reticulum stress. The coding region runs from base 1 to 1128 and encodes 375 amino acids. The record is from RefSeq and is a predicted model, not a curated record. NCBI's taxonomy places the organism in Eukaryota, Fungi, Basidiomycota, Tremellomycetes, Tremellales, Cryptococcaceae. Gene Ontology annotation, molecular function: protein-disulfide reductase activity; protein disulfide isomerase activity. The transcript has 5 exons. Gene Ontology annotation, cellular component: endoplasmic reticulum lumen.
AUGAAGCUCACAGUGCUGCUCACAGCGGCCCUCCUCCCGCUCGCAUAUGCGGGCAUGUAUGCCCAGCCAGUCCUCCAUCUCGACAGCAAGUCGUUCAAAAAAGUCAUGGCCAACGAGCACGCUGCUAUGGUCGCUUUCGUGGCUCCCUGGUGUGGACACUGUAAGAAUCUCGGGCCGGAAUAUACCGCCGCUGCUCAGUCCCUUUCUCCCCUCAUCCCUUUUUACGCCGUCGACUGUGAUGACGCUUCCAACAAGCCUCUCUGUGCCGAAUACGGUAUCCAAGGAUUCCCCACUAUCAAGGCUUUCCCCAAAGCUGGCAAAGGUGCCGCAAAAGACUAUAAUGGAGAGAGGAAGAGGGGGCCGUUGGUCGAGUAUGCAAAGAGCUUGGUGCCGGAGAGGGUCAAGAAGUUGAGAGUGCAGGGUGCUGUGGAACCUGGUCUGGAGGGCUUCUUGGGUGAAAAGACUGAACUCCCCCACGUUCUCCUCGUCCACCCAUCUGCUCCAUCGAUCCCGUUCCUUUGGAAAGUGCUCGCUCAUCGAUACUCUGGCAAGAUGCAUCUGGGAUUCGUCCGCGACACCAACUCCCACGAUGUCCUUUCCUCCCUCGGGAUCUUUGACCCUGCUGAUGCUACACGUGAUACCGCACGUGUGGUGGCCUGGAAAGCCGGGGCAGACAGGGCAGAGCUCGUAGAGUACGACGGUAUCCUCAAGUUCAACUCUCUUCUCGAAUGGCUUCAGUCCUCAUUCACCUCUUCUUCCUCCUCUUCCCAAGAUACCCCCGACCAGAAAGCACCCAAAUCAGAAUCUUCCCCGAAACCCAAGGCCAAACCUGACCAAGACGAGACUGCCCGCCGUCGGGCCAAACUCGAAGAAGCCGAACGUCGAGAUCAAGUCCGACGCGCCAAAGCCGAAGCCGCGAGAGCUCAAGUGAAGGCCGUUCUUGAGAAUGCUGGUAAAGAAGCUAGCCCGGUGGAGGCGGCGCCUGAAGCAGAGCCUGUGGAGGAAAUCGUCAAGGUGGACGAACCGGUCGAGGACGAGGAAGGGGCGGCUGAGCCGGUGCCGGAAGAGGCUCCAGGGGCGGGAGAGGUGGAGAGCGAGAAUACUGGAAUUGUACAUGAAGAGCUUUAG